CAUUAAAGCAUUUCAAAGAUUGGAGCUUAUUUCUUAAUUCGUAAGUUUGAACUUGAAAGCAUUUUUUAGAGAAGAUGUGAGAGAAGAGGUUUUUUGAGUUGUUUUUUUUUUGGAAAAACAUUUGUACUUGGGGGUGAGGGGUGCGUCGUUUUUAACCCUAGCGUGUCAGUAGACCUACCAGGGUCCUUAUAGCCUCGUAUUUGUAUAAUCCAUUUGUGUUUCUGUAAGGAUUUUACGCUUUAUUUUCUUUAAUUCCAGUGUUUUUAACAUUAUCUGAUUACAAAGAUUUUCUAGGUUCCUGUUGGGUUGUUUAAGUGGAAACGACAGUACGUUUAGAAACAUCAGUAAUGUUUACUCAAACUCGUUUCUUCCACACUUCUCGAUUCAUUCGAUCGAACCUUCGCUCUGAUGCAGUUAAAAUAUUUCGUUCGGCUUUAAAAGCAGUCACACCACAAGAAAUGGUCAAAAAUGCUCUAACUCUGAAUAAAACGAGGCUGUUAGUAAACAAAGAGACAGAGUAUAUGGUGUACAAGAAUGUGUACGUGGUUGCUUUUGGGAAGGCAGUGCUUGGAAUGGCCAAAGCUGUGGAGGACAUCUUAGGCCAGAAUAUUGUGCAAGGAGUAGCGAGCAUUCCAUGCGGUCUACAAGACGCCAUUAAGGAAUCAGGAAAUGAAGAAUUUAUUAGAAACACUCUGCUACAAGAAAACAGCCCGAUCAACGUCAUUGAAGGAGCAGCUCACAAUCUGCCAGAUUUUAGAGCACAAUACGCUGCUUCACAAAUCCAGAAGGUUGCUGUAAAAGUCAAAGAUGAAGAUCUGCUUAUAGUUUUGAUUUCUGGAGGUGGUUCUGCACUUCUGCCAUCACCAGUAGAUGCAAUUACACUAGAGGAGAAACUACAGACCAUAAAAGCCCUGGCUUCAAGUGGAGCAACGAUCAAUGAACUCAACACUGUAAGGAAAAAUCUAUCCAAACUAAAAGGUGGAAAGCUGGCAAAGAUUGCGCAUCCAGCAAAGGUAGUAACCUUGAUUCUAUCGGACGUGAUUGGUGACCCACUGGAUAUAAUAGCAAGUGGACCAACAGUUUUUGAUUCCUCUACACCCAGAGACUGUUUGCAUAUUAUUUCCAAGCUACAUGCUGUGGAAAAGGUCCCUAGGUCUGUUCUAAACUUCUUAACAAAGAGGGAAUCGCAUUCUGGUUCCAAGCAGAAUGCUGAGGAUGAUUUUUCUCAUGUCAAAAAUGUUUUAGUAGGUACAAAUAGAAUUGCAGUCAACGCUGCUGCACAAGAAGCCAGCUCUCUAGGUUAUACUCCAGUUAUUGCUUCUACUACACUGGAAGGAGAGGCGCGUGAGCUUGGUGUCGGGUUUGCAAGCCUUGCUGGCGUAGCAAUAAAAGGAGAAAUGCUCUCGUCAGAUGUGCCUCCAGGAGGAAAGCUACUCUUGAAUGACAAUUUAGUUAAUGAACUGAAAAGUGUGAAAAAACCUGUCUGUGUCAUUGGGGCAGGAGAGACGACAGUCACUCUCAAAGGUAAAGGUAUAGGAGGUCGUAACCAAGAAAUGGCACUCUCCUGUGCAUUGACAAUGCACAAAGCUCUAAAAACCCAACCUGGAGGCUUACCCAGCAGCGAUGAACAGGUUGCUUUUCUAAGUGCUGGAACAGAUGGCCAGGAUGGGCCUUGCCCGGCAGCUGGUGCUAUUGCUGGACCUGGACAGGUUUCCGAGGCAACCAUAGAAGGAAUGGACCCCCAGCAAGCAAUAGAUAACAAUGAUUCUUAUUCUUUCUAUUCUAAAUUCAAAGGUGGUAGAGAUCAUAUUGUUACGGGGUUAACUGGURCUAAUGUGAUGGAUAUUCAGCUUUUACUUAUAGACCCAAAAAGAAACUAGAUGUUCAAUAAUACAAUAAUAAAAUGAAUACUUUAUUUCUUGAUAUUUUUCACAUUUAGCAGUUUGUUUUCACUUAGUAGCAAAAAGCUGGUAAAACACAAGAACAGUACCCAUAUAUGUUCACUGUUACUCCAUUGACAGUCCACUAUCGAUAUCACCUGGCAUUGCACGGCCAACUAGUCUCCUACGCAGCCGCUAUUAGCGUCGUCACACAAUGCUCACUCCCCUAAGUAGCUACACUAUUAGAUACUAAUAGCAGCUGCAUAGGAGACUAACGGCCAACUUUCUAAAGAAAGAUACUCCUAUCGGUGGACAGUGGAAUGACAAAAAGCUGUCAAAUGACUGACAAAUGCCUGACAGUCAAUCGACAGGGCAUCUGGGUGGCUGAUCUUGUAUUUUACUAAACACGCUGUCACUUUGCAGUUGCCGAUGGAGCCAAUGAAGGUUCGCUGCUGGGUGGUCAUGAGAAUAGUCUGUGCAUAGCACAACAGGUUUUCGCAUUUUUAUCUUGUGGCAUAUGCUAUAAUCUUUAGAUAUAAUGUCGUAAAAUGUAAAAAUAUUGUAUAAAAUGGAUGAAAUUAAUUUAAAUGGAAUUUGAAUAUUAUAGAAUAUGUUAACUGUGUGGUUUUAGAAUGACUGAUAAUAGAUGUAUUUUUGUUUCUGUUUUUUCCCUCUUCAUUUAUCUUGCUUGGCGAGGGUUAAUUUCUUCUCAAAGAGGAUAGAAACAAGAAACCUCUGCCACGAAAAAUUAUUUAAGAGCUUGAUAUCUUUUUUAUCCACUAGUUUUCCAUAUGAUAUUGCUCAAGUAGCUCAAGGAUUGCUCGUCCACGAUAUCAUAUGAAAGGUUGUGAUUAAAAACAAUAUCAAGCUCCUAACAUAUUGUGAUAAUCUCUAUAUAUCUUAGAAAAAAAGUGAUUAUAUUUAAUCCAUAGAAUAAAAUUAAUAUUAGUCUAACAGACAAUAAUAAUAUUAAUAAUAAUAAUAAUAACAACAACAAUAUUUAAUUGAAAUAAUGAAAUAAUGAAUGAAUAUAACUAAUAAUAAUUUGAAUAAAAAUUAUUUGCUGAAGGCGAAGUGAAUAUCGGAAAAUAUUUACAGAGACAUGAGUUUUCAAGCGGAGAGGUUAAUAUUUCCCGAUAUUCACUGAGCCUGAGGCGAAUAAUUGUUUUAGUAUUUUUAACACAAGUGAAUAUAAUAAAUAAUGGAGAUAGAGUGUUUUUCUCUGCAACUGGCACAAAUCAACAGACAAGCAUGGGUGUAAUCUUGACCAAUGGGUGUGCAGGAUUUUUCUAUAUUCACUUGUGUUAAAAUACUAAUAAUAAAUAAUAAUGAUAAAAUAAAUAAAGGAAUACAUGAUUUCUAUCAUUUUCUUUAGUUUUCAAUCUGGCAUUAGAUGUUUUUUCAUGGAUUAUAUGGAAUCACUUAAAAUAUAAGUAAUAAAUUCAUAAUGUAGUAUUUGAUUUAUAUCAAAAGCAAUCAAAUAAUAUUAGAACUAAAGUAUGAAUAGAUAUUGUAACAAAUGUAGAAAAAAAAAAAGUUGAAAACUUA
Messenger RNA from Actinia tenebrosa (Australian red waratah sea anemone), 3428 nucleotides. RefSeq names its product glycerate kinase. Gene Ontology annotation, molecular function: glycerate kinase activity. Gene Ontology annotation, cellular component: cytoplasm. The record is from RefSeq and is a predicted model, not a curated record. Gene Ontology annotation, biological process: protein phosphorylation. NCBI's taxonomy places the organism in Eukaryota, Metazoa, Cnidaria, Anthozoa, Actiniaria, Actiniidae.